UCUCCAGUCCAGUCCAGCGUCCUCGCCGCCGUCCGCCGUCACCGCCACCGCCGCCGCCCUGCCACGGCUGAGAUUCCCCUCCUUACGGCUCCCCUCUUGCACCCCGCGCAGUAUCCUCGCGCCGAGUACCACCAGACAGGUUCGCUGGAGGCAGCUAAUGGCGACGCCGGCGAGCUUCCACCACCUCGCCUCCUCCUCCUCCUCGCCGCCGCCGCCGGCGAUACCCGGCGCGGCGGCGGUGGCCGCGUCCGCCGCCAUGGCGGUAUCCUACGUCGCGGUACUCUACGCCCCCACGGUCGUCCUCCGCCUCCCGCCCCCGACCUCGCUCCGCGCCUUCCUCCACCGCCGCUUCGCCUGCGCCGCCGUCUCCUCCGCGGCCUCCGUCCUCGCCACCGCCUCCCUCCUCCGCGUGUGGAGCAUGGGAGAUUCGGCUGACGCGCUCGCCGUGUUUGGCUUUCGGAGCGAUCACCUGCUUCAAGCCGUGGCGAUUCCCCUUCUCCUUACAUCGCUAGUGUACGCCGGUUCGUUCGUCGCGGGACUCUGGCUACUGGCAAGCUCGUCUGGCAGAGAUGACGGUGAGUUGGAGGUCGGAUUUGCGCAGAGGCUUGCUCACUGGAUCCGUGUGGCUGUAGGAGAUGUGAUGGUUUGGCGCAAUUGCGUAGUGGCACCAAUUACAGAGGAAUUGGUUUUCCGGGCUUGCAUGGUACCUCUUCUUCUAUGUGGAGGAUUCAAAAUAUAUAACAUUAUAUUUCUGAGUCCAGUUUUCUUCAGCCUAGCACACCUGAACCAUUUGUUCGAACUACACCAACAGGGACGCAAUUUUAUGAGAUCACUCCUGAUUGUAGGUAUCCAGUUAGGCUACACUGUGAUAUUUGGGUGGUAUGCAGUGUUUUUGUUCAUCCGAACAGGGCAUAUCGUCUCUCCAAUUGUUGCUCACAUAUUUUGUAACAUCAUGGGUUUGCCAGUUUUCUCAUCGCCGCGGACAAAAGGAGUGGCAUCAGUAGCAUUUCUGGCUGGUUCAUUGUCCUUUUUCUGUCUCCUUUUCCCCGCAACAAUCCCUAAAUUGUACAACGCUAGGUUAGAUCAGUGCAGUUGUUGGCAUGGAUAUUGCAGAUGGAGCUAAUACAGUACUAGAUUGGAGGCAACAGCUGAAAGGCUUCCUGAUGCUGUCAUGAAGUAACUGGCAAGGCUAACCCUAAUUGAUGGUAGUGGCCUUCCCUCAGUUUUCUUUUUCUGGUUUUAGCUGAUACCAAUCUCGGUCUUCCUUGGUCAUUUGAAAUUUAUAGCGAGAUUGUAAAACUAUGAUGUGGAUUCCUUGCCCUUCUCAUGGGUCAUACUUGCAAAAUUUACAUUUCAUCACAUGUAACAUGCAGUGUAGAUUA
Messenger RNA from Oryza brachyantha (malo sina), 1382 nucleotides. Its product is annotated as CAAX prenyl protease 2. Lineage: Eukaryota; Viridiplantae; Streptophyta; Magnoliopsida; Poales; Poaceae. The coding region runs from base 158 to 1123 and encodes 321 amino acids. Gene Ontology annotation, cellular component: endoplasmic reticulum membrane. Gene Ontology annotation, biological process: CAAX-box protein processing. Gene Ontology annotation, molecular function: metalloendopeptidase activity. The record is from RefSeq and is a predicted model, not a curated record. The transcript is spliced from 8 exons.